Cotesia glomerata is the source of this 576-nucleotide messenger RNA. RefSeq names its product succinate dehydrogenase assembly factor 2, mitochondrial-like. The transcript has 3 exons. Gene Ontology annotation, biological process: mitochondrial electron transport, succinate to ubiquinone; tricarboxylic acid cycle; protein-FAD linkage. The record is from RefSeq and is a predicted model, not a curated record. Lineage: Eukaryota; Metazoa; Arthropoda; Insecta; Hymenoptera; Braconidae. The coding region runs from base 105 to 536 and encodes 143 amino acids. Gene Ontology annotation, cellular component: mitochondrion.
CAUCAGCUGGUGAUGUUUGUCAUUUGUCUAUCACCAGACUUGCUAUUAAAAUAAAAUAUCCUCUAAAAUUAAGACGUAGUAGUAAAAAAAAAAAUAUCUUUAUCAUGCUGCGUCUCAAUAAUUUCAACCGAUUGGUUAGGCCGACGUUGCAAAUAGUCGGAGUAAGAUCCAACUCCGAGAUCCAUCAUCCUCCCGGCAAUGAACCAGCAAUUCCUGUAUAUGUUCCUCGUCUUCAAGAAGACAUCAAGUUGAAAAAAGCCAGACUUGUGUACCAAUCUCGUAAGCGAGGGAUGCUGGAAAAUGGACUUGUCUUGAGUACAUUCGCUAAAAAAUAUUUAGACACAUUUAGUGAAAAACAACUGGCGCUCUAUGAUGAAUUGAUAAACUUGCCUUCCAACGAUUGGGAUCUAUACUACUGGGCUAUCGGCAUGAAACCAACUCCCGUUGAGUUUAAUCAUGAGAUAAUGGAUUUACUUAAGACACAUGUGCGUAAUGAUGACCGCCAAUCUCGAAUUGUUCAACCAGAUUUGUAUUAAUUUUUAUUAUGUGGAUAUUCAAUAGUUUUCUUAAGAUCAA